Messenger RNA from Amblyraja radiata (thorny skate), 2588 nucleotides. RefSeq names its product PIH1 domain containing 2 (gene pih1d2). Bases 130 to 1110 code for a protein of 326 amino acids. The record is from RefSeq and is a predicted model, not a curated record. Lineage: Eukaryota; Metazoa; Chordata; Chondrichthyes; Rajiformes; Rajidae. The transcript has 4 exons. Gene Ontology annotation, biological process: rRNA processing; box C/D snoRNP assembly. Gene Ontology annotation, cellular component: R2TP complex; ribonucleoprotein complex; cytoplasm.
CCGUUGUGGGUCGGGUCGCCAUGGCGACGGCGCCUAGCUAAUGGUCUUCAUCACUGUGUUGAAGGCUGCAGGACUCGCUUGUUAUCCAAAGCUGCUUUGUGGAAGACUUGCACCAACAACAGGGAAACUAUGGCCACAGGGCGGAGUGAAGAUGCGCUUGUGCAGCAGGUGAACCAACUGUGGACUAUGUUGGACGAGAUGUCUGAGAGCAGCCCUGAAACUUAUCACAAAUUCAUCAGCCAGCAGCUGACCGAGGGCAAGAAGCAGUUCUCUGCCCCAGAGCCCCACGCCUGCAUCCAGACCAACAUACAGGAACCCGGUGAGAGGGUGCUGUUCGUAAACCUUUGCAGCUGGAGUCGUGUCCCUGCUCCGAAGAGCAAUGCUGACCCUGUCCCUCUCAGCGGAGGGCCGAUGGAGGAAACGAUCAAUGGCACAGACACUUGCUGGGUCACUGAUGUUGCGUACAGCCCAGAGGUGAUUCAGAAAGCAAGGGAGGACCCUGUGGAGCGGGACCAGAUGAUCCGCCUGGCGAUGAGAUACAUCGAGGAGCAGCACCGCAUCCGCCUGUCGCACUCAUACAGGCUGCUGGGGCAGACGCAGACGGGCAGCAGGGAGCGGAUCAAGCAGCGGCUGAGCGAGAGAAGCAAGCCUGGCCAAGCUGUGGCCGUGGAGGCAGAGGCCAAUGCUAACGCCUCCUUACUGCAGCGGCUGACCAGCCUAAGAGAGGCAGAUGGGGAGCAGGACAAGGACAGUCCCAUCCACCUGCCCACUCACACCAACCAGCCAAACAAGCCAGGCCUCAUCCAGGAGAUUUCCAGCGUGGACUUUGAGUGUAGCAACACAGUGGAUACUCCAAAGUACAAGAUGUCCGUCAUCACUGAUGAGAGUGGGAAACCGACAAGCAUCCAGCUGAAGGUGGAGCUGCCUGGGGUUUCCUCUGUGGCAGACUGUGGUCUCAGCGUCUCCAAGGAUGACGUUGUUAUCGAUGUGGUGGCAAAGUACCGACUGCAGCUCAACCUACCCGAAACCAUCUGUGAGGACAUGGUCAGCGCCAAGCUCAGCAGGAAGACCCACACCCUGUCCGUAAGGAUGCCUAUUCUUACCAAGUAACCGGAUCGAAUCUCUCAAAUGUUAUGCAUUCCAACCUAUUUCCACAGACUGCUGUAAGGAUAUCGUUUCUGAUGAACGUAAUUGAACCAAAUGCAAAUAGCCAAAGUUUUCCCAGCGUGGGGAAUGGUUUCCUGUUCCUCAGAGAGCGCACAAUCACACACCUUGUUCAGCCAGUGUUCACAUUCAGAUUGGUUUGUCAUAUAAAAUUUCACAAAGAAUUGUAAAUCCAGUGCAUCAAAAUAAAUUCCCUUGAAGCUGUGUGCCAUGUGCUAUGUUAAUUAUUAAACUUCUAAUGUUUUAUGUGCAGGGAAACUAAUAAUUAUGCUGUGGAGCUCCUGGCAGCGUGCCUCCUUCAACACCACCUUCUCAAGGACGGUUACUACCCAGAGUUGGGAAAUCAAGAACCAGGGAACAUAGGUAUACAGUGAAAGAGGAAAGACUGAAUAGGAACCAGAGGGGCAACUUUUUCCACAGAGAGGGUGGUGGGUAUAUAGAAUGAGCUGUAAGAGGAGGUAGUUGGGGCAGGUACUAUACUAACAUUUUAAAGACAGUUCGACUGGAACAUAGAUAGGAAAGAUUUAGAGGGACCUAGGCCAAACGCAGGUGGGCAACUUGGCCAGUAUGGGCAUUGGACUGAAUGGCAUGUUUCCGUGCUGUAUAACUAUUUAUGACUGUACGAUAAACUUAGUAAAAUAAUAUUCCUAUACUUUACUUACUCACAAGGACCCCUGAGAUCUACCGUGCAAAUCCACUUAUCAAUGCACAGGAAUUUUCAGAUUAAGCCCCUCUUUAAAAGGACUGCAGCGAUUGAAGAUGAUUUGCCAUCAGUUCGCUUUGAUAAUUAGGUGGCAUUCAACGUGUGCUUCUUCAGUCAGCACCAGGCAUCCCAGGUUUCUGAAGUGCCGUCUAGACAGCCGAGAAAGAAGCUGCAACGUAUUCCACAUACAUUUCCCUGAAGGCUUGUGCAGUGUUUGAUCGCAUCAGAUAAUGCUUGUGUUGUAAGGUGCAGGCAGUGUAAAUCUUAAAAGGGAUCGUUUAACUGGGAGCAAAUGUAGACAGCCAAACCCAGAUGGCAGCAGCACAAAUUUACAUGGCACAUUUACUGCGAACAUGGUCCCCGAUAGGAGCGCACUCAAAUAGACAUCAGUAGGUACAAAGGGUCACAAAAGGCAAUCGAGCUGGCAAGCAGUAGGUAGAUCCAGGUGAGGGGGGUUGAUUGGCAGAUGGAGUUAGGGGGGGAGGAAAGGGUAAAGAUGGCGAUAGAGGCUGGGAGGAGGAUGGGUGGAGGUAACAAAGGGUUGCAGAUGAUGGAAUCUGAUAGGAAGGUGAGGUGCAGAACUGAUUAAGGGAAGUGAGGUGGGGAGAGCAGAUGGAAGAGUGGGGGAGGGAACCCAGUGAUCCUGAGAAUGGAGUUGCUGAAAUGGAUCUGAUAUUUUUCUGUUGCCUUUGCAUGAAAUAAACAUGUACAACAUUUUAAA